Paramuricea clavata is the source of this 827-nucleotide messenger RNA. NCBI's taxonomy places the organism in Eukaryota, Metazoa, Cnidaria, Anthozoa, Malacalcyonacea, Plexauridae. The record is from the annotation of a GenBank genome assembly.
AUGAAAACCGAAAGUUUUGGUGGUGCCAGGUACUUUGUGACAUUCAUUGACGAUUAUUCUAGAUGUGUAACCGUCUAUCCCAUUACACACAAAUCGGAAGUGUUGGAUAAGUUUAAAGAAUGGGAAGCAGUAGUAACAAAUCAAGCAGAUUGCAAAAUUAAAACUUUACGGACAGACAAUGGAGGUGAAUAUAUGUCUGCUGAAUUCCAAAUUUCCUCAAAGAGAAAGGUAUUCAUCACGAGACAACUGUACCCCACUCACCACAACAGAAUGGUAUCGCCGAACGGAUGAACAGGACGCUCCAGGAAGCUGCUUUAUCAAUGAUCUUACAUGCAGGAGUAUCCAAGAGUUUCUGGGCUGAAGCAGUUUGUUCAGCAGCAUACAUAAGAAACCGAGUUAUCACAACAGCAACUGGAGUCACCCCAUAUGAGCGAUGGUACGGUAAGAAACCGGAUGUUUCAAAUUUCCGUGUUUUUGGUUGCACCGCCUAUGCCCAUGUACCAGAUUCUUCACGUCAGAAGCUCGACCAGAAAGCAGUGAAAAUACGAUUCGUUGGCUAUAGUUUGACACAGAAGGGGUAUCGAUUGUACGAUGAGAACAAACGUAAAUCUUUAUCCGUCGAGAUGUUACUUUCAAUGAAACUGACUUCGGACAUACGAACAGAGUACAAUUGGAGGUUGAGGAAAAGGAUGAUGAGUGCUCUAAAGAAGAAUCAGAUAAGAAUUCACCUGAUAGCAGGUGUUCAGCGCGAGAAAGAAAGCCACCAGUUUAUUAUCAUGAUGAAUACGCUGGUAUCACAACAGCAAAGCAUACAGCCCUCUUUGUAA